Molecule: messenger RNA, 2052 nt
Organism: Rubroshorea leprosula
Lineage: Eukaryota; Viridiplantae; Streptophyta; Magnoliopsida; Malvales; Dipterocarpaceae
Source: the annotation of a GenBank genome assembly
GCAAUGUCUUUAUUGUUUCCACUUUUGUGUUCCCUUAGAAACUGAAACAAGAGUUAGGGGAGGACGGAGAAAGAUUAGAGAUGGAGAAUGCGGCGACACUGAAUAUUCAUCGCUCAAUUGCUUUGACAUGGAAAUCCCGCAAAGACAUCAUCUUCUUCAAACCCUUAUUAAACCCAAAACCCAAACCCUUCACUAGCUUCCCAACACUAAUCGCCCUGUCUUCUCUUGGUUCAUCGUCACCGGCACCGUCACACCAAACCUCUUCCUCAAUGCACACGACGCUUCUUGUUGAGGCCUACCAUAAUCAUUGCAGGCUCAAAGCCUUGCUUCAUAAGCUCGAAGAGGAGAACGCUUGCCCUUUGCUGUUGCUCCGAGAUGAUGGGGAUUGGACCAAGGACCAGUUCUGGGCCGUCAUCAAAUUCCUCAGAUAUUCUUCAAGGUGCAAAGAAAUUCUUCAGGUAUUUGAUAUGUGGAAGAACAUUGAGAAAGCACGAAUCAAUGAACUGAAUUACGAAAAGAUAAUAAGGUUGUUGGUUGAAGAGGAUAUGAUGGAAGAAGCCGUCAGGGCACUUAGAGAAAUGGAGUUUCAUUGUCUUAAACCUUGUUUAGAGGUUUAUAAUUUAAUUAUUCAUGGUUAUGCAAGAAAUGGGAAGUUUGAUGAUGCUUUGUUUUUCCUUAAUGAGAUGAAAGAAAUUCAUUUGGCUCCUGAAACCUGCACCUAUGAUGGACUUAUUGAAGCCUAUGGAAAAUAUAAGAUGUAUGAUGAAAUUGGUUUGUGUUUGAAGAAGAUGGAAAUGGAUGGCUGCUUGCCUGACCAUUGGACGUACAAUUUGCUUAUCCGUGAAUUUUCACGCGGUGGGUUGCUCAAGAGAAUGGAGAAAGUUUAUCGGACUAUGCUUUUGAGAAGGAUGAAUUUCCAGCCUUCUAGUUUGGUUGCUAUGCUUGAGGCAUAUGCAAACUUUGGGAUUCUAGAUAAGAUGGAGAAGGUUUAUCGAAAAGUUUUGGCCUUUAGAGAAUUGAAAGAGGAUUUGGUCAGGAAAGUGGCUAGUGUUUAUAUUGGACACCAUAUGUUUUCAAGAUUGGAUGAUUUGGGACUUGAUCUUUAUUCAAGAGAAGGUAGUAAUGACACUGUGUGGUGCCUGCGCCUCCUUUCUCAUGCUUGUCUCUUAAGUCGAAAAGGAAUGGAUUCCAUUGUUCAACAGAUGGAGAAAGCAGAUGUUCCUUGGAAUGUGACAAUUGCAAAUAUUAUCUUGCUGGCUUAUUUGAAGAUGAAAGAUUUCAACAACUUGAGAAGCUUAUUUUAUAGCUUAUCAACCCAUCAUGUGAAGCCUGAUAUUAUCACCAUUGGAAUUCUAUUUGAUGCAAACAGGGUUGGAUUUGAUGGAGCUGGAAUUUUAGAAACAUGGAGAAAAAUGGGCCUUCUUUAUAGAGAUGCAGAAAUGAACACUGAUCCACUGGUUCUCACUGCAUUUGGAAAGGGGCAUUUUCUUAGAGGUUGUGAAGAUGCAUAUAUUUCCCUUGGACCUGAUGCUAGAGAAAAGAAAAGGUGGACAUAUCACUGCAUUAUUGAUUUAGUUAUUAAAGAAAACAGCAAGCAGCCUAUGUAAAUGCUACAUAUUUUGAAUCCCAAGAAUCACUAGUUCAUCCCACUGAGCUGGUAGUAGGGUGUGGUGGGUGCUUGGGAAGCUGCAGAGGUGAAGUCAGCAUAAGCUAACCUAAGAAGUAUAACAUCAAGGGAACAUACAUGAGGCAGUUCGUUGGUUGCCCAGCAUCAAAUUGCACUCGUGAAAGUUCUCUGUUUGUUAUGGUGGGAAUUCAAACAGUUUGAUCAUUAUUUGGAUCUUGCCUGUAUGUCAACUUCCACGGAGCUCGUGGUGAACUUUCUGUCAAAAGUGGUAAUCACAUGCUGGCUUUGACAAUAUGCAACCGAGAAUAUUUCAAUUUUCAAGAUCAAAUGGAUGAAAUAAUCACCUGAAGAGCAUCAAUUCUAUGCGAGAAAAGUUCAGCUACUAUCCUCUGCUGUUAAAUCCCGAAGAAACAUUUCUAUUUCGG